Hylaeus volcanicus is the source of this 741-nucleotide messenger RNA. RefSeq lists its product as uncharacterized. The record is from RefSeq and is a predicted model, not a curated record. Bases 1 to 741 code for a protein of 246 amino acids. The transcript has 5 exons. Lineage: Eukaryota; Metazoa; Arthropoda; Insecta; Hymenoptera; Colletidae.
AUGGCCAGACACGCUCCUGAUUAUAGGGACUAUGUUCUCUGUUGCCUACUGACGCAGAAAUCUGAUACAUGCGUUAGAAACUCGCCAAUAAAACAUUGCAGGAAACUUCAACGAAAUUGGCAAUGGUUGCAAUUGCUUUGUUUAGAGGAAGAAAUUCCGCAAAAAACUGUAUCUGGAAAUAGGGGAGUAGUCUUAAUACCCGACAAAGCUUGGAGGAAAGCUCACAUUUUAUCGCCGGCAUUAAAAAUACAAUAUGCAAUCAUUGGAAUACCAGAAUACGAUAAUCACAAAAAGUUUUUCACAAAAAACACCCAAAUACAUACAUUUGCAUUAUCUACAUGUGUUGAUCUAAGAUUUCGUCAACCCUGGUUUCUGGAUUGCACGAUCAAAACACUUUGUUCGUGGUAUUCGAGUUCUCUAGUAUAUUUAUGUCUACAAUUGUGGCACAAUCGCGAGAACUUGGAUAAUCAAUUAAGAAAGCUGUUUCUUGAUUUACCGUCGCUUCGAGUUUUCGAAUUUAUCGGUGAAAUUCGAAUGUUAAAAACAUUGUGUGCUAUGUGCUGUCAGAUACGAUCCGGCAGUUGCAAUGUUUGUCGGGUCAAUAUGCAACUUCAAGAAAUUAUACACGAUGACAUAGACAAAGAAAAAUGGAUGAAGGGUAUAAAGUGUUUGAUGGUUUGUUUUAAACAUGAUUUUGACAUAAUGAAUGUUAAAUUUGACAUUAGCUUUUAUAGGUUUUGA